Messenger RNA from Lactuca virosa, 294 nucleotides. Lineage: Eukaryota; Viridiplantae; Streptophyta; Magnoliopsida; Asterales; Asteraceae. The record is from the annotation of a GenBank genome assembly.
AUGUCGCCUCCUACACAAACCAAAACCACGAUUUCCCCCAUUUCAGCCACUAUCGCCAACAACAAACACCUGAACCACCACUCUAUCCUAAUCCACCAGCACCUCUCCAUCGACAGCACAACAACGAUUUCUCACCAUCAACGGUACCUCUACAGCCGACAGCUACAAGUACACCACCAUCUUCAUGUUCUUUAUGCCCCUUUCUCUUCUCUAUUUGUUUCUCCCUCAAAAAAUCUAGAUCUAAUAACCACCCACGACUCCACAGCCUCCCAUUUCACUCUUUUGUGUUUCUGA